UCCCCUCUCGGUCCGCUACAAUCCCAGGCCCCAGACACGUGAUAGCGUGGCGCUCUAGCCCCGCCCUUCCCCGGCACGUGACCCUGCCGCACGUGUCUCGGUCGGACUGUGCAGCACUUUGUUCCCGGACAGGUAGUGGGGCGCACGGGGAUCGGAGCGGGGCCUGAUUGGCCGGGAGCCGCGCGGCUGCCCCCAGGAUCCUGUGGCUCGUGGCUCAGCGGUGUCGGCUCCUCAGCGCAGGGCCCACCUGGUGGCAAGAGAUGCCCAAACGGGGGAAGAAGGCAGAGGAUGUGGACAGCGCGGACGAGCUCGAGGCCACAGAGCCCGAGGUAAAGAAGAGCAAGAAGGGGGCAGCCAAGGGCCUCAAGGAGAAGGUGGCAGAGGGCCCCAUCCUGUACCAGGAUCCGCCCAACAAGCUCACCUCCCCCAGUGGGCAGAAGUACACCCUGAAGGUCACAUCGUGGAACGUGGACGGGCUCCGGGCCUGGGUCAAGAAGAAGGGGCUGGAGUGGGUGCGUGAGGAGGACCCUGACGUGCUGUGCCUGCAGGAGACCAAGUGUGCAGAGAAGCUGCUGCCCCCCGAGAUGCGGGAGAUGCCUGAGUACCCCCACAAGUACUGGGCCUGCGCCGGUGCCAAGGAGGGCUACAGCGGGGUGGCGCUGCUCUGCAAGACUGAGCCGCUCAGCAUCACCUAUGGCAUCGGUGAGGAGGAGCACGACCAGGAGGGCCGGGUGAUAACGGCUGAGUUCCCCUCGCACUUCCUGGUGACAGCCUACGUGCCCAACGCGGGCCGGGGGCUGGUGCGGCUGGAGUACCGCCAGCGCUGGGACGCCGCCUUCCGGGCCUACCUGCGGGGGCUGGAUGCUCGCAAGCCCCUGGUGCUGUGUGGGGACCUCAAUGUGGCCCACACCGAGAUCGACCUGAAGAACCCCAAGGGCAAUAAGAAGUCGGCAGGCUUCACGCCUGAGGAGCGCCAGGGCUUCGGGGAGCUGCUGACAGCCGGCUUCACCGACACCUUCCGCCACCUCUACCCUGACACGCCCCAUGCCUACACCUUCUGGACCUACAUGAUGAAUGCUCGCGCCAAGAACGUGGGCUGGCGCCUUGACUACUUCCUGGUCUCGACGCGCCUGCUGGGGGUGCUGUGCGACAGCAAGAUUCGCUCCCAGGCCAUGGGCAGUGACCACUGCCCCAUCACCCUCUACAUGGCCCUGUGAGCAGGGCGGGGGGGGAGCCAUACAGCCCGAUAUGGUCCCAACACCCCUGGGAGCGGGGUGGCCCAUGUAGCCUGAUAUGGCCCUGACACCCCUGUAGCCAUGUGAGCAGCAUGGGGGAGGGUGGGCCAUACAACCUACUAUGGUCCUUGUGGCCCUAUAUGGCUCUGUUGGGGGGGGAGGCCAUACAGCCUGAUAUGGUCCGAACACCCCCGUAUAGCCCUGUGAGCGAGGGUUAGGGCCAUACAGCUAGGUAUGGGCUAAACACCCCCUCUACAGCUGUGGGAGUGGGCCCAAAAACCUCUCUAUGGCCCUGUGUGAGGUGGGGGGAUCUAUAUGGCCCUACCCCUUCUCUCUGUAGUCCUGUGAGCAGGGUGGCCUGUACACCCCUCUAUGGCUUUGUGAGCACAAGAGGAUUGGGCCCAUGUGCCCCUAUAUGGCCCUGUGAGGCCAGGGGGAGUAGAGGGAAAGGGCCCCCCACACCAUGAUCAGGGGUGAAUUCCCCCCAAAAUGAGACCUGAUUCAACCCCCCAACUUGUGGGACCUGGUGCGGUAAAGCCCAGAAUAUCACCAGAUCCCUCCCCAUCCCAGAGACCAUGAUCCUCCAAAUUCAGCCCUGAACCCCCAAACUCACCCAGUGACACUCCAGUCCCAGAGGCCAGGAGCCCCCCCAGCUAUGAGCAGAGCCCCCUGAACUCAUGUACCCCCUGAGGGCCAUUCAAGCAACCCCCCCCCGUAUACCAGCCUCCCGUCUUGCUGCCCUCCAUCCUAGCCUCCAGAGAAUUCCUCACCCCAGGAACUAUUUUUUACCUGUAGAAUUAAGCUGCUGCCUCGCCUUGAAACCAGCCCCCCAUUCUUUGAGGGGGGCUACAGAGCUGCAAGGAGCAUUGAUUAAAGGCUUUGAAAGGA
Molecule: messenger RNA, 2123 nt
Organism: Trachemys scripta elegans
Lineage: Eukaryota; Metazoa; Chordata; Testudines; Emydidae
Gene: APEX1
Product: apurinic/apyrimidinic endodeoxyribonuclease 1
Exons: 5
Coding region: 261-1217 (318 amino acids)
Biological process (GO): base-excision repair
Cellular component (GO): nucleus
Molecular function (GO): DNA-(apurinic or apyrimidinic site) endonuclease activity; phosphoric diester hydrolase activity; double-stranded DNA 3'-5' DNA exonuclease activity
Source: RefSeq, a predicted model, not a curated record